Messenger RNA from Impatiens glandulifera, 1388 nucleotides. Its product is annotated as probable serine/threonine-protein kinase PBL23. The coding region runs from base 49 to 1242 and encodes 397 amino acids. Gene Ontology annotation, molecular function: ATP binding; protein kinase activity. The transcript has 4 exons. Gene Ontology annotation, biological process: protein phosphorylation. Lineage: Eukaryota; Viridiplantae; Streptophyta; Magnoliopsida; Ericales; Balsaminaceae. The record is from RefSeq and is a predicted model, not a curated record.
CAUUCUUUUCGGUUUCAAUUUUUUUUUCAAGAAUCGAUUGAAAUCGAAAUGAGAAAAAGUAAAAGUAUGAAGAAGUGCUUCUCGUGUUGCACCAUUUUAGAGUUUGAAGAGGAGAAGAAAAAGACUACGACAACAACAACAACAACAUCGACCGCGAGAAGAUCUUUCAGGCACAGCAUCCAUGAAUUGAAACAUGCUAAAAGAGCUUCAUUUGCCAACAUCUCCGUAAAGAGUGAUGCAAGCAAGAAAAGAUACAUUGCAGAAGAGAUAUCGAAAAUUGGAAAAGGCAACAUAACUUCCCAAAUAUUCUCGUACAAUGACUUAGCCAUCGCUACUCAAAACUUCAACCCCAAGAAUUUGCUCGGAGAAGGAGGAUUUGGACGCGUUUACAAAGGCAUGAUCAAAAGUUUGAAUAUGGAAGUUGCUGUGAAGCAACUAGACCGAAAUGGCUUCCAAGGAAAUCGAGAAUUCCUUGUCGAGGUUUUAAUGUUAAGCCUCUUGCACCAUCAAAACCUAGUCAAUUUAGUUGGCUAUUGUACCGAUGGCUCCCAAAGGUUAUUGGUAUACGAAUACAUGCCUCAUGGUUCCCUCGAGGAUCACCUUCUUGAUUUGGAACCAAGUAAAAAACCUCUAGAUUGGAACAAUAGGAUGAGAAUUGCUCUAGGUGCGGCUAGAGGACUAGAAUAUUUACACGAACUAGCCAAUCCACCGGUUAUCUAUAGGGACUUCAAGGCGUCCAACAUUCUCUUGGACGAGGAAUUCAAUCCAAAACUAUCUGAUUUUGGGCUGGCUAAGCUUGGCCCGACAGGCGACAAGACCCAUGUGUCAACCAGGGUGAUGGGUACUUACGGUUAUUGUGCACCAGAAUAUGCAUCCACUGGCCAGUUAACCACCAAAUCGGAUGUUUAUAGUUAUGGAGUCGUGUUCUUGGAGAUAAUCACUGGAAGGAGAGUCAUCGAUGAUACGAGGCCCAGCGAAGAACAAGAUCUUGUUGCUUGGGCACAACCUUUGUUUAAGGACAAAAGAAAUUUCAAUGAAAUGGCAGAUCCAUUGUUAGAAGGAAAAUAUCCAAUAAAGGCAUUGUAUCAAGCUCUUGCCAUAGCAGCCAUGUGUCUACAAGAAGAUGCCAGCAUUCGGCCCCUAAUUAGCGACGUUGUGACUGCCCUUGAGUUCUUAUCUUCUGCAAAUAGAGACGAAGGAGAUGAAGUGGCGGGAGACGACAAUCUUUCUUCUGAUGAAUGACUUUCAUUUCGUGUUGUGUCGUGUUAUGACGAGAGAAGAGAACCGGCUGCUUAAUGAUACAACGUUAUGCCUGUAGAAAACAUUGACAAGCCAAGAAAAAAAUACCAACAAAAUAUUAACACACAAGGCUGCAUUGUCUUUGUUAA